This is a messenger RNA of Theileria annulata, 1152 nucleotides long. RefSeq lists its product as uncharacterized. Gene Ontology annotation, biological process: transcription initiation at RNA polymerase II promoter; RNA polymerase II preinitiation complex assembly. NCBI's taxonomy places the organism in Eukaryota, Apicomplexa, Aconoidasida, Piroplasmida, Theileriidae. Gene Ontology annotation, cellular component: transcription factor TFIID complex. The transcript has a single exon. Gene Ontology annotation, molecular function: RNA polymerase II general transcription initiation factor activity. Bases 1 to 1152 code for a protein of 383 amino acids. The record is from RefSeq and is a predicted model, not a curated record.
AUGGAUGAACUGGUUGAUGAAUUGGAAAAUGUGAUAGAGGAAGAUUUGAAUAACGUUGGAUCAACGGAAGAUGGUAAUAAACCUUCCGGGAGUUACGCAAACUCUCAGAUUGAGGAUGAUCUUGAAGGUUCAUUGGCAGGAGCUAACACUAACCUGAGUGAUUAUACUGAAGCUAGCGGCUCACAACUUGAUAAUUACAACAAGCCAGAAUCAACACAGCCUAAUGAUACUUUUAAGGGUACUGAAGUGAAAUUUGAGGAUUCUAAGACUUUUACCAAGAAAGACGUUGAAAUUGGCCGUAUUCUUGCUAGACGAGGAAUAUUUUCAACUGAUGUUCUUAAUGAAGAGACUUUGUUUACAGGAAGCACAAGAACACAUGAUUAUCAAAGAACACGACGUUAUCAAGCCGCUGAUACCAAUGUAAAGGAUCUAAACGAUCCAGGCCUUAACGACAAGAAUUGUGUUUUACGCUUGCCAGAAUACGCUGCAGAUUUGGUCAGGGAAAGACAGUCGAAAGGUGAGCCUUUGGGCAUUACAGUUUCACCUACUGGAAGAUAUGAUUUUAGAGAAUAUAAAGUUGAGAUAAAGGGACUUGAUACGCCAUUAUACGCAAUUCUAGGUGAACUUCCGUGUGUUAUUGAGGCUCACAAAACCCUUAAUAACGACUUAUUAUUCAAAUCAGCAGAUAUUUCUCAACUCAUGAUCGCAUAUGAAAAGGACCAGGCCGACAAGGUGGCUGAAAUUUUAAAGGAUAGAAUGUGGGAGUGGCCUGACGGUCUAACUCCAGGUACCAAGAAUAUAAGAAAAAAGAGGUUUAAAGACUUUAAUGAUUAUACAAAGGAAGAGAUAAAGGAGGCCGAGAGAGAAAUUUUAAUCCUAAUGAACGGUUUAGUAAGAGACACUUACCAUUUCGAGAUUAAAACUACUCAGGAAGUUAACGAUCUUGUUCAGAAUUAUAGAAUUGGAAAUAUUAAGGAAAGAGUGAUUGGGCCUGAUGAAGACGUUUCUGUAUAUAUAAAAGCCUUAGAGGAGCAGGAAAAUGAAGAGCUUCCUGAUUUAUCUGAAAUCAUGUUCGACUCAGAAAUUGCCUCCAUACCAAAUAAAUUUAUUUAUAACAAUAUUAAAAAUAGGAUUUUUAAUAGGCCUACUUAA